Seminavis robusta is the source of this 1653-nucleotide messenger RNA. Lineage: Eukaryota; Bacillariophyta; Bacillariophyceae; Naviculales; Naviculaceae. The record is from the annotation of a GenBank genome assembly.
AUGGCCAAGCUUGUCGGAAACCAAGUCGGAAUACGAAUCAUUUACCCCGAAAUGCCACCUCCCAAGAAGAGGUAUCGGCAGGGCACGCAGGAAUUUUUCGAUGCAGUUCGAAGAGGAGUCAUCGAGAUUUCAUUGCCCAAAUUCCAGAGCGACGACGGCUCGUCUUUCUUUGUCAUAGACUCACCGGCAGGGAGAUCUACAGUCGUCAAAGAUGCGCUUUCGAUGGAGACUACUAGCAGUAUUAGUGAGCACAGUUCCGACGUCGGAUUCUCCAAGGACACUCAGCAUGGCAAGAACAAAAAUGGACCGGAGUUUGGAGCGGAAGUAGAAAUCCUUCCACCGAGGCCACGCGAAGAAGCAGACGACGAGGCUGGUCCCGACGGCGCGCCUCGACGCGAAGAUCCCUUGUCUAUUGUCUCUCCAGAAUGUAGCAGCAGGAGCGGUUCGGGCGACGACACUCUGGAAGAAGCAUCAGCGAAUGAUUCGACUUGCCGUGAUCCUUCGCAACCCUCCCAACAGCCCGAUCCCACUCUACCUCGGUUCAAUGACAUAAUUGGCCACGACGCCGCAAAGCUGCGCAUUGAAGAAGUGCUGUUACCACUUGCCCUCCCUCCUGCAGUAGCAAAUUCGAUUCUCGCUGGCGUCCGCUCGAUGCCAGCUUCGAUCCUCUUGUACGGCCCUCCAGGAGUUGGGAAAACGAAGCUUGCCCGUGCAGUAGCAGGCGAGGCAGAAGCGUCGUUUCUGUCGGUAGGACCCGGUGAUAUCCUCAGCAAAUAUGUUGGUGAGAGCGAAGGCGCUGUCAGAGCAAUUUUUCGGAGAGCCAGAGAAGAAGCACAAUGCAUGGAAAGCAAAUGUUCGGUGCUCUUCUUCGAUGAAAUUGAUGCCCUGGGACAAAAUCGUGGUGGGGGCGGUGGCCACGAACAAGGUUCCGGUGAUUCAUCAUCGGCUUCGAGAAAGGUACUUGCUGAGCUCCUCCUUCAGCUGAACACAAUAUCCAACCAAACUCCCUUCGAGCCAGUGGGUGUACAAACGAGAGACGACGACGACGACGAGUCCGAGGAUGGCAACUGUUGGGAAGAAAUGGAAUCUCGUAACCCCUCCUCCAAGCCAGCGCAGCACGUCCGUGUGAUUGUUGUAGCGGCAACCAAUCGUCCUGACGACUGUGAUCCUGCCCUUCUUCGUCGCUUUGGGAUCCGCGUCCACAUGGGACUCCCGAAAAUAUCUGAUCGGCGACGCAUAUUGAAGCGGCUCUUGAAGAAGGUUGAGCACACAAUAACAAAGGCCGAACUGAACGAUAUCGCGCGCACACUGAACGGGUGGUCGGGGUCGGCACUAGAGAGUCUUGCAAGAGAAGCCACCAUGGCCCCGGUGCGGGAGUGCAUUCAGGCAGCAGCGAGGAAGAAGAGAUCCGUCAGAAGGUCUCGAGAUCAGCGCUUUACCACAAAGAUGGGUGCUGAUCUCAACCAGCAAGCGAGGGAUUGUUUGCUGGUUGGUCUGCAAAGCAUGCGCCCUGUUGCCCUCUCUGACUUCGACGCGGCUAUUGCCUUCACAAGUGGCAGCGAGGACUCCAGCAAAGACAACGAUCCCAACGACAAGGGCGAUCAUUACGACAGUUCCAGUAGCAGCUCAGACGAAGACGACGAUCAAAAAUGA